CUGAUCCCAUAAAGCUGCACGAGAGAUCUUCUGAGCCAUGUCAGGACAGAAUCCGCACAUUCCGAAGUUCAUCAAAGAUGCACCUUGGUACGCAGCGUCCGGUGAUGAUGGUACCAAUGAUGACUAUUUAGCACAUCAUCGGUCUGGGAAAGAGUUCCAAAAGAACUCUGAACCACGUAUUGGAUCUGGGAUUCGUGACGACUUUGUUAGAGAAUCGAAUAAGGAGCCCACUCAUAGCGUGCUUACUGCCAGAAGACGGCUACGGAAGGCUAAAUGUACAACGUGCGGAUCUAUGACCCAUGAUAAGUCACAGUGUCUCGAAAAACCACAGAAGAAGAGGAUAGAUCGUGAGAACCUGGAGUUGGAUGAUGCCGGUAAAGGUAGAAGGAACGAGUCAUUAGAUUAUGACGGCAAAAGGGACAGAUGGUAUGGCUACGACGUGAAUGAGUACGAUGGGUAUGUUAAGAAAUGGGAGGCCAAGAAGCCAAAAGUCGCCGAUACAAGGGAUUUUGAUACGGAUGAGGAAAUCGAGCUGAAGGAGCUUGGAUUGUGUGAUGAAGAGGACCUUAAGGAACUCAAGUCUCUCAAGAAGAAGAGUAACAAUCUGGAACCCGGAGAGGUGGAAAAAGUGGUUAGACUACGUGAAGAUCGUGCUGUUUAUCUUCAAGAUGUGCGGAGUGAAUCUAUUAACUACGAUCCUAAAUCACGUAAAGUACGUGAUAAGGCAGUUAUGGAUGAUACCAAAAACCAGUUUGUCAAACAUCUCACUGGUGAUGCAGAAGAAUUUGAGGCCUCGAAGCAAUUUGCCUGGGAUGAUACCAAGAGAGGUGUUGAUGUUGACAAUUACGUCUCCAAUCCAACGUUAGCCGACCGUAAAAUGAGAACACAGUCAAAAGAGAAAGAGCUGAAAAGUUCUUCGUUGAAGAAGAAACUGCUGGGUGUCUAUGGAGAUAAGACGAUUAGUGGUGAUUCUUCAAGCGAGCAGAGGAACGCUGUAACCAUCGAUGACAGCACUAGUCAUUGUGACGACAACGACGAUGAUGAUGUGAAACGAUCCAAGUAUGCAGAAGAUGUAUACAUCAACAACCACACUAGUGUAUGGGGCAGUUUUUAUGAGAAAAAUGAGCAAGGUGGCUCCUGGGGAUACAAGUGCUGUAAAAGCACAGUGAAGGACAGUCUGUGUAAAUGAAUAAACGGUUAAUUGCACAAGUAUAUCUUGU
This is a messenger RNA of Williopsis jadinii, 1220 nucleotides long. RefSeq names its product mRNA splicing protein SLU7 (gene SLU7). Gene Ontology annotation, cellular component: spliceosomal complex. Gene Ontology annotation, molecular function: pre-mRNA 3'-splice site binding. Bases 38 to 1189 code for a protein of 383 amino acids. The transcript has a single exon. Gene Ontology annotation, biological process: mRNA splicing, via spliceosome. The record is from RefSeq and is a predicted model, not a curated record. NCBI's taxonomy places the organism in Eukaryota, Fungi, Ascomycota, Saccharomycetes, Phaffomycetales, Wickerhamomycetaceae.